Messenger RNA from Physcomitrium patens, 5554 nucleotides. RefSeq lists its product as uncharacterized. Lineage: Eukaryota; Viridiplantae; Streptophyta; Bryopsida; Funariales; Funariaceae. The record is from RefSeq and is a predicted model, not a curated record.
AGCCCGGCUUUGCCUCUUCUUCUUGCGCCAUAGCCAAUUGUCAGUAAUGCUUAGAGCUCCUCCAUGAGCGAGAGCUCCAAGGAACUGUCCACUUUCUCUUCUCUUUCUUUCAUCACCUGAGAAUGCAUCCAUCCUUUUGGGUUGCAGUUUUUCCCUUGUUGUGAGAAGGGAAGAUCCUCGUUAAAACUACGGUGUCGUACAUUUACAAUCUCUCGAUCAGUACCUGAAUCGGCUCAUCUGGCGCAAGAGCUUGGGCUUCAUUAUUUUAUUUUAUUUUUCUUUUCAGAAAUCAGUUUGCUAGACUGACGGGAGGGAAUCCGCUUAGAAUUAGCGAUUAGAUCGUGUUUGAAGUGGUGAAGAUUCUUUUAGAGAAUUACUUGUGCGUGAGCUUAUCCGUUGUGAUUUGCGCUGCAUCUGGGACUCGGUUUGUGGCCUCUAGGUCUUCAGAAUUGUGUUAGAUACACGAGGCCGAUUGUCGGAUUUCAGGUACAAAGCGUAACCUAGGUCUGCUCAGAUACGUGGAAUUUUGGUGUGAGCACUGCGUUACAAGUCGUGCUUGACUUUUUAUCAAUGCAAGCAGCCUGAUUGAGCUCAUAGAUAGCAGUUUUUGAAGAGCAUAUUUUGUGUUGAAUCUUAUCUGAGACGUCCUAAACAAUUUCGAAAACUCGAAGUAACGCAUCUUGUCGCAUCUGUAUCAGUUUAGUUGCGAUCGGCAGCAGUUUCUGGUUGGUAUCCCCCUUCGAAUGUUAUAGCUGUGCAGAAAAUUUAUCACGGGGAUAGCGAAGCAGCUUGGAAAGGUUGAAGAUCCAAAAGCUGCGAUAGUUUCUGUAAGUUUUCACUGUUUUGAUUCACCUACACAUGUGGCAGAACCGAGCGAGUGUUGUUGGUUCAUGUUUUAGGUGAAUUCUCCAGGUGAACUCUUAAUUGCGCGAACGAUGGUUUCUUGAUUCUGUUUUACACUCUCCGGUAGUUUAGCGUGCCUGGCUCAGACAGUGAAUUUCGUCUCUUGAUCCUGGUGCACUACGCCACUGUGCUUUGCAGUGCAACCUAUUUCACUUUUCUUCAACAAGUGUAGUGUUCAGUGCCUCGAACAGUUUAGCAGGUCUAAUCUCAGUCGAUCUCGGGUCGUCACAGCACCAAAUGUAGUCCACCCUCUUACCACAUAUGGCCUGAUUAUGCUGUAUUGUAAUCUAGUGAGUUAAUCGGAUGAGAAGUAUUAGUUGCAGUUUUAUAGCCGUUCACACACUAGGAGGAUGUGGCUUACAUAUUUAGCUUUACAGUGUGGACCGUCAUAUAUUUUGCACGAAUCCGACCAUUCGAUUGCGACUUGAAUUGAAGAAUUGAUUUGUUCGUUUCAGUUCGUAUUACAGCACUGUGUGUGUGUGUGUGUGCGUCGAUGUCUUCUUGGUGUAGAGCAGGUCACUGUUUACAGUCGUUCUCCCAAUCUCUGUAGAGACAAAGAUAAAAUUCUUAUACAAAUUUUUACUUCACAAUAUCCUUUUUAGAGAGAUGGGAAAAGGAGGUGGAAAGUGUGCAAGUAGAGCGCACAGUGCGAGCUCCACAAGAACGUCAAGGCUCCCUGCUAAGAAGAAUAGAAAGCCUCCAGUUAAGUCGCCAACACAAGCUUCGAAGUCAAGUUCUUCUAAGGACAAAGUCAUUGACCCCGAUCCUUCAACCCUGGUGCCUCUGAUUUCCAAGAAAGAAUCGCAGCCAGCCGCAGUUGAGAAAAUUAAUGAUGAUGAUGACAUUGAUACGAAUGUCACCUUUGAUCAAGAAGAAUUGGAUUAUCCUGCAUCCGAACAUGAACGAAGGCUUACAGGAGCAUCAUCGUCCGAGAUGCCAAGUGUCUACAACACUGCAAAUGCUAGUCCUGCCAGGUCAUUUUCAAGUGGAGCACGAAGCCCUGACACUGUGUAUCUCAGCGGAUCAGAAGACAUCCCGCAGUACAUUGCCUCACCUGUGCACCCUGUUGGGAUGCCCUUGGCCAUAAAGCAUUCAAAGGCUGGUGCAAAUUCACCAGAGUCUGUUGUCUCUUCUCAACGCCGUAUUCACAAUGAUGAGGAUCAGUUUAUUGCGAGAUGGGCACCUGCCUCAUCUUCAAGUAGUACUGGGCCAAGCGGUGGUGUUUUGAGGAAAAGACAUAGUGUUGCUGCAUCAAGCACCGCACCACUGGAAGUCAGAAGUUUGACAACCAGCAGUAGUUUUCCAACACCUGGUGGGCGCAUUGAGGGAAAGCCGGUACCAAACAUUGAUUCUGUUAAUAAAACAAUUGAUGAAGUAAAUCUUUUUGGAGAAAGUGAAUCACGGAAAAAAGAUGGGCCCCUAGUUGUAGAGGGACAUAUUGCCAAUAAAGAAGAACCGAAGCCGUAUGAUUCUCAAGGAGCAGAAGCAUUAAAAGAGUCAUUAGAUGACAACUGGGAAAUGGUACCAGCACAGCAUCAGUCAAAAGGGUUAGGUCGGGAAUGGAUUGCGGUGCCUACGCCUAGUAUCACUGACACCAAGCUGCAUGCGCCUUCAUCUCAAGAGAGCAAGGAGGUGGAAUCACCAGAGCAAGUGAAUGAGAGAGGUAUUGGGAAGUCAAGAGAGGAGCCCCUUGAAGUCUUUUCGAGUAUACAACCAGUAAUUUCAAUUGCAGAUAGUGUUAGCAAGGCCGCAGAAGGACCAGAAACUCCUGUCCAAAAAGAAAAUAUUAUGAAAUCAGUGGCCAGUGAUCAGUCUGACGAGAUUGAAACUCGGUCGUUAAAUGGUGAAGGAGGAGAUUAUGUAUUUUUGGGGGCAACAGGAAGUCCAAAAACAGAACAAAGUUCUCAAGAUCCAGACCUUGACACUGAUGUUCCUGAGUCAACCAUUGCACUGAAUAAGCUCGCUUCAUCAUCAAAAGGUGAUGAUAGUCCUGUGCCGAAUGCCACACUCCAAAACAAUGAGGCAGAGGACAUACCCAUUGUAGCACAUGGUCUAAGAGAAGAGACUCCUACUAUAUAUGAUAGGAAUGAGGAAGACAGGGAGGCAAAGCCCCUAUCAAAAUCCGUAAAGGAAGAUGAGGAAACACCAGAAGUUGCCGAGAAGGGAUUGGCAUCUCCUGCUCCGGUACCUGAAGAAAAGGAUGCUCCAUCUUUUGAGUUAGAUACUACCCCGCUCGAAAAGACUGCUGCUCCUAAGCAUUCCGAAUACGAUCCUGCAGAAUUAGUGGAGGAGGCUGGAAUAGCCGCACCAGCUCUGUCGGAGGAUGCCCAUGUCGACCAGCCUGAUGUUGAACAAGUUCAUGAUUCCAAGGUUUCUGGUGAAGUUGAGGCGUCUACAUCCGAGCCUGUUAUUGAAACUGAGUCUGGAAGUGCAGCCCCUGCUGAGGGUGUGUCAUCGGUUGAGGAAGCCGUUCAUGAGUCGAUUACUACCCCAGUGGCGGAGAAUUUGGCAGCGGAGGUUGGUGAACAAGACGGUAUAGGUGUGGAAUUUCCGGCAAAUGACAAUCCUGAUGCUGAUAGCUGGAGAAUUUUCAAACAGGAGAUUGAAAAUGAUACAUCACAGGCUUCCGAAGGACCUGAGGCAAAUGUGGCCGAGGAGGCUAAGGUCGAGGAGCUAGCUGCAGCAGCGGAUGCUGAAGUGGAAACUACAGCUUCAGCGGGAAAAAGGGAACUUUUAGGGGGUCCGGGGGCCUUUCAGGUCGACUCAGCCUCAGUUGAGGUGGAGGUUGCCCCCGCCCGUGUGGAGGAAUCUGCUGUCACUGAAGUUGAGAAACCCACAUCUGCAACGGAGGGAAAUAACGCAGAGAAAGCUUCUGCACUAGUAGAGGAGGAAGUGAAGCAGGAGGCCACUGCUUCGUCUGCCACAGCUUCUCCACUAGAUGCAAAUGCUGCGGAAACAGCCCUUGAACUGCAGAGCCGUGAGAGCGAACUUCCCGUUGCGGGUAGCGAGCCGUUAUCAGAGACUGUAUCAGAAAUCCAGGCUGUCCCCGACCGAGACGCCGAUUCCCCAGUUAGUGAAGACCAGGCUGCGGCUAUUGGUGAUGGCACGCUUGAAGUGCAGCACGAUGAUGCUCCUAUGGACGUGGUUGAAUCUGCACCUCUUGGAAAUGACGCAUCCACACCAGCUUUAGACACUGCACAGGCUGAAGAACCCGUGGCCUCAACCUCCUCUACUUCAGCUACUGCGGAUGGAGUACCGGAGGUGCAGAGUCGUGAGUUUGAGAUUCCCGGUGCGGGUAGCGAGCCAAUUCCAGAGGCUUCAUUAGGAGUUGAGGGUGCGAAUGAGGUAGACGUCGAUUCCCCAGUUUCUGCGGAGCAGGAUGCGCCUGCUGGUGAUGACACACCUGUAGCGCUGGAGCAGGCCGUCCCCUCUAGCUUGGACUCACCCACACCUGGUUUGGAGUCUGCAAAAGAUGGAGGGGAUGUGGUAUCUUUGAGUAAGGAUGAGGAGGUAGAUGCUUCACCUGUGCAAGUGGUUGAGGACAGCUCAGUGGUGGAUGCAAGUGCGGAACCGUCGCCGACAGCUGCCGAGGCCGUCGCUGAUGAGGUUGCAGGAGCGCAGGCAGAGGUGCCCGUGAUUGUGGAUGCGAGUGAUGCAGCGGUCACACCAGAUACGAAUGCUGUGGACACUGCUGAAGAACAGAGCCGCAAGGUUGAACUACCCGUUGCGAUCAGCGAGCCGGUAUCACAGAGUGCAUCCGAGGCUGCUCCCGAGGUGGUGGGUUUAACUGAUGUGGAAGGUGCAUCCAGUCCUGUUAAGCAGGUAGAUUCUCCUAAGGUGGCAGAGGUUGCUCCAGGUGAAGAUGCAUCGGCAGGUAUUGCUGGUGGCUUGAAAGACGUUGAGUGAACGCUCAGUUUGCAACUAUUCAUUGUCUCCAGUUUCUUCACGUACAAUUGAAACGAUUUCUGUUUUCGAUCUGUCAAAGUGUCCCUCCUUUUAGUGAUGGACAUUCUGCUUUUGCCACUGUGGAUGAGAACCUUGGCUAUUUAACGCUUAGCAUUGGGCUCCAAUCUCGCUUGUGUCGACUGUUGCCAAGCAUAGCUUGUGACUCCUGUCAGUCCAAUCCUUGCGACUUAAGUAUCUACAAGAAGCAUUCGGUUGUAAUAAGGUUAGCUGUGACCGGCCCUUCAGCAGUGCGUUGGCUGUCCUUGGGCAAGUAGUGGGAGAAUUUGAUAUUGUUGCAGCGAGGAGGGUGUUGCGUACGGGGGACGUAUGAGCGCACACGUAUGCCUGCAUUAGUCAGAGAAUGCUUCGCUUCUCGUGAGAGUACGAGUAGGUGGUUUCAGUGCGAACUGUUCCGUAUAAGAGUUGUUACUAAUUUUGUCCACGACACUAUGUGCAGUAUGUUCGGAAUAUGAGAAUAAUAGAUGAAGUUUCUCACUUUCUGUAGAAUUGGGUCUAGGUUCUUUUUUAACACUAUUAAUAUGUCUGGAGUUCCACCCAUUGUCUGAACUAAUCCAAAUGUCACCCACUGUCUGGCAGCGCUCGGCAAGUUUUUCCUUGUCUUCUUCCUUGUCCAUACAGGUCAUACACCAGCCGUUUUGUACUGUAAACAAUGUAAAGAAAAUUUACAAUGGGAUCAAUUCUAUCA